Lichtheimia ornata is the source of this 3375-nucleotide messenger RNA. RefSeq lists its product as uncharacterized. Gene Ontology annotation, biological process: ubiquitin-dependent protein catabolic process; protein polyubiquitination. The coding region runs from base 1 to 3375 and encodes 1124 amino acids. The transcript is spliced from 13 exons. NCBI's taxonomy places the organism in Eukaryota, Fungi, Mucoromycota, Mucoromycetes, Mucorales, Lichtheimiaceae. The record is from RefSeq and is a predicted model, not a curated record. Gene Ontology annotation, molecular function: ubiquitin protein ligase activity.
AUGUUCACUCCUACCAACCAAGACAAAAAGGCCUUUGUUGAACGCACACGAGUCGAGAGACAACGUCGAGAAAAAGAACGUUUGGAAAAGGAAACGCACACCAAACAAGAGAAAGCAGCACACAUUUUACAACAAUGGUGGCAGCGACAUUGUCGACAACGAAGAGCAUUGAGCGAAUGUUGGGCCUUAUGGGAUAAGCAACUGGAUCACCAUUUUCUCACCAUUGUUGAAUGCUUUCGACUGGUUGGCAUUUAUUGCUUCUUGUGUCGACAUGAGCCACGACAAUCCAACAACAACAAGCGACUUGUAGCAGUAUGUAAAUGUCUUGCAGCAAAGCACCGAGCACCUACCACCACUACCACCACCACCUCCACCUCCACCUCCACCAACGAUGAGAGUGGACAACAGUACAUGUAUCAUUCGCUUCUCCUUGACAACCGAUAUAAAGAACGUGCACUUGGCUACUUGAAGUAUGUGUUGCAGCAAUGCCUCGAACGAGUAUGUGCAGGGACCACAAUGACCGACAUGUAUCUUGCAGGACCUGAGUUGAAUUUGCUAUUGCACUACCUGAAUCCAAAGACAUUUGUUGUUAAGCAACCCUUCGACAUGCAUCAUACCACACCGCAUCCAGCUGAAUCACUUUUACUUUCAGCACAAAGUAUUCUUGAUGAUUGCUUAUUAUCAUUCAACCCACGAGAUGCCAUGAUACGUCGUGUUGAACGUGCUGCCAAGCUCGAACAAAGAAAGGCGAGGAAAGGAGGAUCACUCUCAUCCGCCGAUGAUACCAAAGAGCUACGCUCCUUACAACUUUGGCUCACAACAAUGACUCGCAUCUGCUUAUUCCCUCUCGAAUCAUCCAUCACUGAAAGUCAACGACAAUCACGUCUUGUUUACACCAUCACCUCUGUUCUUUCAGUGCCCUUGAUUACAACCAUGGUCAACAAGAUGAUUGUGCAACACCUACAGAAAUUAGCAGAUGUGGAUGUUGUCAUUUCUUUGUUCAAGACAAAGAACCAUGGCGAUGAGAUUUUAUUGGAUGCAUUACAAGGCAAUGGUCACCUGUUUGUGCUAGCGAAUCUUUUGGAGUUUAUACGAGAGGCGGACGAUUCUCCAGCUGCUGUGGAUAAGGUGGUGCAAUUGACGAAUUGCCUAGGCAACCGAUGCAGACUACACAUUUCGGAUCGACAGAUAUCGAAGUAUAAGCAUUAUCAUCCUUUGUUCAAGUGGUCUUGUUCCAGUUGGGGCAACUCGAUUGAUGUCGUGGUAUACGAACGUGUUCAGGCACAACUCGAAUAUCUCUGGUCGCGCUCAUUCAUGGAUCGGGUUUUUGUCGAUGUUUUGAAUUUUGACAGCACAAAGCUUUUUGGUGGUGGAGCAGCAGCAGCAGGAGCAGCGGCAGGAGCCAAAGAUGGAUUAAAAACGAGACUUUUCAAGAAAAAGAAUCAGGCGACAUUAUUGGAUAGCAAGGAUUAUGCACACGUGGUGGAGCUGUCAAUGAAUGUGGAGUCGAUUUUCGCUAUGUAUAUGUUGUUGAUAAGCCUGUUUCCCACCCAACGAAUGGAGAUCAUCAACAAAAUAGCAUUCACCACACGAUUGAUACCCCAGCUUUGGCGUGCUAUGAACACGUUUGGACCUAGAGGUCGCAUGUCGAUAUACCUUGAUGCAGCAAGGCGUGAAGAUGGCAAUGUGGAAAAGGAGCCGCUCAUCAAAGUUCUCCAAAUGUUUUGCGAAGCAGCAUCCUUGGUGUUCCUGACCUUGGAUGACACUGAUAUUUUCGAACAUGAGACGCCUUUCUCGACUCAAGACUUGAUUGAUAUGAGCACCUUUCUCAACACAUUUUAUUUUGCAUUGCUACAACAUGCCAAGAGUGAUCAACAAAAUGACGCCGCUGUGGCAGCAGCUUCAAUACGUGCUUUUCGUGCAGCUCAUCGCCUGUUAUUACAAAUCUAUGACUUGGACAUGCGACAUCCAUUUUGCCCAGAGGGUCAUUGGUUAUUGGUCUCGGAUCCCACCAUCAAGCAAUCCAUCUUGUCCUUGUUCAAUACUUCCAAACCACCAGCAGCUGCUUCUUUCCUUGACCGCUUUCGACAAGGUGAUCCCGUUCCACUCCGUAUCCUCCAACUGAUGCCACACACCAUUCCUUUUGAGACUCGCUUGACUAUCUUUCGAGAUUGGAUCGCCCACGAUAGAGCCAACACGAUGCGUACAGGUCACUGUUCCAUUCGCGUACGACGCAAUCAUAUUCUUGAAGAUGGAAUACGAGGAUUGGGUGGCAUUCCACCAGCAGCUUGGAAAGGCGUGAUUCGUGUAACUUUUGUCAAUGAACUUGGUGUCGAAGAAGCUGGUAUUGAUCACGGUGGUCCAUUCAAAGACUUUGUUUCGUUGCUGGUCAAUCAAGUGUCUGAACCCUCCUUUGGUCUUUUUGCCACCACAGCAUCCACCAACCUUGUUUAUCCAUCUCCAGCAUCUUCCAUUCAUGGGAAAAGUCAUAUCAGGCUAUUUGAAUUCAUUGGCAAGGUUAUUGGCAAAGCUAUCUAUGAAGGUAUCCUGUCAGACAUCCAAUUUGCAAGCUUUUUGCUCGCCAAACUGCUGGGACGCAAUGUAUUUUUGCAAGAGCUUCGAGAAUUGGACGAGGAUGUGUGGAGGAACUUGAUCUUUCUCAAGCGUUAUGAUGGGUGUGUUGAGGACCUCGGCCUAUACUUUGCGACUGACGAAGAAGCGUUUGGUCAUGUUACUACGCAUGAACUUAAAUAUCGGGGAAAGAACACACCUGUCACCAACGAGAACAAAAUUGAAUACGUGUACAGAAUGGCUGACUACAAAUUGAACCAGCAAACGCGUGAACAAACCCGUGCAUUUGUGGAUGGCUUUCGGUCUAUCAUUACUGAGGGGUGGAUCAAAGUAUUUUCUCCACCAGAGCUCCAAAGGGUCAUUUCUGGCGAGGAUACGGACUUUGACGUUGCUGACUUACGACAACAUACUGAAUAUCACAAUGGGUACUUUGAUCAACAUCCCAUCAUUCGGUCUCUAUGGCAAAUCAUUCAAGAAUUCAAUUCUGAAGAAAAACGUGCAUUCCUCAAAUUUGUUACGAGUUGUUCAAAGCCCCCAUUGGGAGGAUUUAGCUACUUGUACCCACCCUUCACUAUCCGUAUGGUCACUGUGGAUCCUGAUGCUCGACAAGGCACCGUUGACGGGCUGGGCAUGGUCAAGACUCUUUUCAAGAUUGGAAAUGGAUCAACCAACAAAGGCGGCCGUUUACCAACAGCCUCUACAUGCUUUAAUCUCUUGAAACUUCCCGCUUAUACCAAGAAAUCCCUUUUGCGAGAGAAGCUGCGUUACGCAAUCAAUGCCAAUACCGGUUUCGAGUUGAGCUAG